This is a messenger RNA of Acanthisitta chloris (rifleman), 2491 nucleotides long. RefSeq names its product vascular endothelial growth factor receptor 1-like. Gene Ontology annotation, biological process: protein phosphorylation; vascular endothelial growth factor receptor signaling pathway. Lineage: Eukaryota; Metazoa; Chordata; Aves; Passeriformes; Acanthisittidae. The record is from RefSeq and is a predicted model, not a curated record. The annotation marks the transcript as partial. The transcript is spliced from 16 exons. Gene Ontology annotation, molecular function: ATP binding; vascular endothelial growth factor receptor activity. Gene Ontology annotation, cellular component: plasma membrane.
AUGUUUUUUUUCUUUGUUUUUCUAGGAUCUAGUUCAGGAUCAAAAUUAAAAGUUCCUGAGCUGAGUAUAAAUGGCACACAGCAUGUUGUUCAAGUGGGCCAGACUUUGAAUCUCACAUGCAGGGGGGAAAUGGUUCAUUCAUGGUCUUUGCCUGAAACUCUAAGCAAGGAUAGCAAAAGGCUGAAAGUAAUUAAGUAUGCCUGUGGAAGGAAUGGGAAGCAGUCCUGCAGCAGCCUGACCUUGAGCAGAACUCAAGCUAGUGACACUGGGAACUAUAGCUGCAAAUACCCAACAAGUCCAGCAAAAAAGAAGAAGGAAUCUACAGUCUAUGUAUUUAUUAACGAUACAGGCAAUCCAUUUGUGGAGAUGUAUAGUGAUAUACCUAAAAUAAUAUACAUGACUGUGGGAAGAGAAAUGAUUGUUCCAUGCAGAGUCACAGCACCAAACGUUGCUGUUACUUUAGAAAAGAUUCCAGGAGAAACCCUAAUUCCUGAUGGCAAAACAAUAAUCUGGGACAGCAUGACAGGUUUCAGAAUACCUAAGGCAACCUACAAAUUCAUCGGGCUCCUGAGCUGUGAGACAACUGUCGGUGGACACACAUAUAGCACAAAGUACCUAACGCACCGAGCAACCAACACAAUUUUUGAUGUUCAGUUAAGCACCCCACGUCUCGUCAAGCUACUGAAGGGAGACAGCCUAGCAAUUAACUGCACCGUCACCGCAGCCUGGAACACCAGAGUGCAGAUGACAUGGACUUAUCCUGGAGAGACAAGGAGAAGGGGUUCUGUAAUGCAGCGUAUUGACAAGAAUGCAGAAGCCAAUGUUUUUUACAGCAUCCUCAUUGUUGACAAAGUGCGUGAUAUUGAUAAAGGCCAGUAUACCUGCCAUGUGAAGAGUGGGCCAUCGAUCAAAGCUGUUAACACAACAGUCAUUGUUUACGAUAAAAUGUUCAUUAAUCUGAAGCGUCGAAGAAAAACUACCCUGGAGGCUGUAGCUGGAAGAAAAUCCUAUCGUUUGUCAAUGAAAGUGAAGGCAUUUCCCUCUCCAGAGGUUAUAUGGUUAAAAGAUGGGCUACCUGCUGCUGAAAAAUGUGCCCGGUACAUAAUUAAAGAUUAUUCAUUAAUCAUCAAGGAUGUUGCUGAGGAAGAUGCUGGAAACUACACUAUAAUAUUGAGCAUACGACAGUGGAACUUGUCAAAGAAUCUUACAGCCACUCUUAGGGUAAAUGUGAAACCCCAGAUAUAUGAAAAUGCCGUGUCAUCAUUCCCUGAUCCCAAUCUGUACUUACUGAGCAGCAAACAAGUGCUGACAUGCACUGUGUAUGGUAUUCCUCAGCCUAAAAUUACAUGGAUAUGGUAUCCCUGUAGACAAAACCAUUCUAAAACAAGGCAUGGCUUUUGCUUUUAUACUGAAGGAUCUUUCAUCCUGAGACCUGGCAGCAACAUAGGUAACAGGAUCCAGAGCAUCACUGAGCGAACGGCUGUAAUAGAGGGCAAAAACAAGACCGCUAGCACUCUUGUUGUAGCUGAAGCCAAAUCUUCUGGAAUCUACAGCUGUGUGGCAUCCAAUAAAGUGGGAAAAUCUGAAAGAAAUGUCAGCUUUAUUGUAACAGAUGUACCAAGUGGAUUCCAUAUUAGUUUGGAAAAAAUGCCCAUUGAAGGAGAGAAUUUGGUAUUGUCCUGUUCGGCCAACAAAUUCCUGUACAAAGACAUUGCUUGGAUUUUACCGAGGACAGUCAACAAUCAAACGAAAGCAAAAAAGUCUCAUAACAAGGAGUACUCCAUCACCCUCACUCUGACCAUCAAAAAUGUUUCCCUGGCACACUCUGGCACCUAUGCCUGUCGAGCAAGGAACAUAUACACGGGGAAAGAAGUGCUUCAAAAGAAAGAUGUUACAAUCAGAGCUCAAGAGGCACCAGCUCUGCUGCGGCAGCUUACGAAUCAGACAGUGAACGCCAGUAACUCUGCCAUGUUGGAGUGCCAGGUUCAUGGCAUCCCUGAGCCUCAGAUAUCCUGGUUUAAAAACCAUGAGGAAAUACAGCAAGAACCAGGAAUAAUUUUAGGGCCUGGAAGCAGAAUGCUGUUUAUAGAAAGAGUAAAAGAGGAGGAUGAAGGACUUUACCAGUGUAUAGCCACCAACUUCAAAGGGUCCGUGGAGAGUGCAGCAUACGUCACAGUACAAGGCAUACCGGAGAGGUCAAACCUGGAGCUGAUAACCCUGACCUGUACCUGUGUGGCUGCAACACUGUUCUGGCUCCUGUUGACCCUCUUCAUUCGCAAGCUGAAGAGGCCUUAUUCCUCUGAAACGAAGACAAACCAUUACCUGUCAAUCAUAAUGGAUCCUGAUGAAGUCCCCUUAGAUGAGCAGUGUGAACGUCUGCCUUAUGAUGCCAGCAAGUGGGAAAUUGCAAGAGAGAGGCUUAAACUAGGUAAUAUUGGCAUACUUCACAUUGAGUUUUCAGUGAUGGAAAAAGAGGUACCUGUAACUACAG